AUGAAGAGUACAGUGACUCACAGAGGAAGAACUGUUAAUCUCCGAUCAGCCGUCUGGAGGGUGAGAAUAAACUUCAAACAAACCUUUAGUAACACUUUACUGCUGUGGCAUGUCAUCAUGAUAGGGUUAGUUUAGUGACUUUAUUUUUAGUGACUAGAAAAAAGGUGUAUUUACCAUUUGUAAAUUCCAUUUAAAUUGUGUGUGUUACUGUUGUUGUGUCAGGUGCUGCAGGUGUGUGUGUCCAGACCCUCUCUUUCCUGUGUGCUCUUCACCUGCCAGCCCCUCUCCCUCUCUCACACACUCCUACACACACACACCUUCACCAGCCAACACAGCAUGGACAUGAGGUUCACCUACUGUGACCAA
This is a messenger RNA of Coregonus sp. 'balchen', 366 nucleotides long. The record is from the annotation of a GenBank genome assembly. Lineage: Eukaryota; Metazoa; Chordata; Actinopteri; Salmoniformes; Salmonidae.